Molecule: messenger RNA, 996 nt
Organism: Saccharomyces eubayanus
Lineage: Eukaryota; Fungi; Ascomycota; Saccharomycetes; Saccharomycetales; Saccharomycetaceae
Gene: BMT6
Product: 25S rRNA (uracil2843-N3)-methyltransferase
Exons: 1
Coding region: 1-996 (331 amino acids)
Source: RefSeq, a predicted model, not a curated record
AUGACUCCUAAGAGAGUAGCCCAAUUGCCUGUUCAUAAUGAAGCCACAUUGCCUCCACAAGAGAUAAUCGAUCUUUUCAAGAUUACAUUCCUCGAACAACUGUACCCCAAAGACCAGGACGAAGAAAACACCCCAUUAAGUGAGCAGAUACAGGCAGUGAAAACUGACCUUUAUAAUAGAGACUACAGCGCCGCUUUCAGUAAUGACCUGAAAAGAAUGGCGUAUUGUUGUCGUUGGUCACCCUCCAGAGCCACAAGUUAUGCUUCUGUAUUGGCUCAUUUUCCGGAGGUUUUGAAGAUCAUCAGAUGUGAAACUGAAAGCCAAGACUCAAACGUAUUAUGCGUUGGAGGUGGCGCUGGAAGUGAGCUGGUUGCAUUAGCAAGCAUAUUUACUUUAUCAAGAGACUUUUCGUCCAAGUUUGCCUCUGCUUUGAAAAUUAGCAAUGAGGAAAGGAAAGAGCCUGGGAAACUGAACAUCGAACUAGUGGAUAUUGCUGAUUGGUCUACCAUUAUCGGAAAGCUAACGGCCACGAUAAAAUCGAAGUGGUUAUACGACGGCCGGGAAGCAGAAGCAUUCAAUGUCAACUUCGUCAACAGAGACUGCCUGCAAAUGACACAACCACAGGAUAUCAAGAUGUACCAAAGCCUUAAUCUAAUAACCCUAUUGUUCACUACAAAUGAAUUAUUCACACAGAAGAAAGUGGAAAGUAUCAAGUUUUUACAACGCUUGAAUGAGAACUGUGCCCCAGGAUGCCAUCUUCUCAUCCUAGAAAGCGCUGGUAGUUACUCACACAUCACGAUCAAUGAUAAAAAAUUCCCGAUCCAAUUCCUCAUCGAUACCAUCUUAGUGGGUAAUAGAAAAGACAAAAGGACAACGAGCCCAUGGUCUUUAAUAUCAGAAAACGACAGCAUCUGGUACAGAAUGGAUCCAAAGCUCGACUAUUCUAUCAAAUUAGAGAACAUGCGCUUCUUCUACCGUCUCUACGUCAAGAACUAA